CAGAGGUACGGCAGGAGGCCGUCCAGCAGGCACUCGCGGAGAUGCAGAACAGACCGAAGCCUUCGCUACCCAUGCCCUCCAAGAGGACCUCCAUGAUGGCCAAAAGUCCAGACAGGGAAAGGCACGACCUAUCAUCCAGCUCGGAUGAGGACUCGUGCGCCGGCGACAACGAGUUGCCCCCUCCCCCGGAGCUGGGCUCUCCGCCCGCGCGCCGCCCAGCCGCCCCUCACCCCCGCUCCCACCCGCAGCCGCUCCUACCUCCGCAACCGCAUCCCCUGCGCGACCAACGGGAGAAAAUACAGAAGCACGGGCCUCGCGAGCGAACAGAGAUCGACCUGUCCGAGAUCACCACACACUUGCCAGCAUAUAUCCAGCCUGAUGUGACUCACACGACAUCUGGCAACCGGCGAGGUGGCGCUCUGGUGGCAGACCGCGUGCAAUGCUACGCCCCGCCAGAGGACACUGGCACUGGUACUGGCCGGUGGAAGGUGUCCGCUAAGAUUCAGCAAUUGCUCAAUACCCUGAAAAGGCCGAAACGACGACCCCUACCGGAGUUUUACGAAGAUGACGACAUAGAGUUAGAGAUCGCCGCCAACCCGAAGGAUCCGAACGCGCCUAAGCCCGAGGGAGGAACGAUGACACCAGCGGUGGGCGAACAGCUGGUGGUGCCCGCCGGCCUUCCCAGGAACCUGGAGGCGGCGCUGCAGAGAUAUGGAACCGCCUCGUUUAAGGCCAACGUGGCGACCGUACUCGACCCCAAUGGAAAGAUGAGCAACUCUCUAACUUACGGGAAGCUUCUCAGCCGCUCGCUUAAAAUAGCGCAUGCGAUUCUCAACAAGACGUUUACCUCGAAAACUAGUAGCGGUGGUCCCCUGACGGGCGAUAACUCUAUAAAGCCAGGGGACAGAGUGGCUCUCGUGUACCCCAAUAACGACCCCAUAAAUUUCAUGUGUGCGUUCUACGGGUGCUUGCAAGCUGGAGUCGUGCCAGUCCCCAUAGAAGUGCCCCUGACCAGGAGGGACGCUGGACUUCAACAAGUCGGCUUCCUUUUAGGUUCCUGCGGGAUUCAGUACGCUCUCACGUCGGACGCCUGUUUGAAAGGUCUACCGAAAACUUCGUCCGGUGACGUGGUAUCGUUUCGUGGCUGGCCGUCCCUCCAAUGGGUCUCCACGGAGAAGUUGCCGCGACCGCCUCGAGACUGGAUCCCACCCCCGCGUCCCGCAGACGACAGCCCUGCCCAUAUAGAACAUACGUCUGCGGCCGACGGGUCUGCUAUGGGCGUCAUUGUCACCAGGUCGUCAAUGUUGGCCCACUGCCGCAUGCUGUCUGUAGCCUGCAACUACACGGAAGGAGAGCAUAUGGUGUGCGUGUUGGACUUUAAGCGAGAGACGGGACUCUGGCACGCGGUGCUUGCCAGCGUUCUCAACGGCAUGCACGUCAUAUUCAUACCGUAUGCCCUGAUGAAGGUCAGCCCGGCCUCAUGGAUGCAUAUGAUCACCAAGUAUAGGGCGUCAGUGGCAAUAGUGAAGUCUCGGGAUUUACAUUGGGGUCUGUUGGCGACGCGCGACCACAAGGAGAUCUCUCUCAGCUCGUUGCGGAUGCUGCUCGUGGCUGACGGUGCCAAUCCUUGGUCGCUGUCAUCGUGCGACCAGUUCCUCUCAGUGUUCCAGACCAAGGGUGUACGUGGGGAUGCUAUAUGUCCUUGCGCGUGUAGUAGCGAGUCGUUGACUGUGUGCGUGCGAAGGGCGGGGCGAGGGGGCUCCUCUGCAGGGAGGGGUGUGUUAUCAAUGUCUGGACUGUCGUACGGCGUCGUACGAGUCGAUGCCGAAAACUCCCUCACAUCGCUCACACUGCAGGAUUGCGGCCAAGUCAUGCCGUCAUGUGAGUAUAUAGGCAGCGUGAUUGUGGUGGUGAAAAUGGAAGGUCCCGCGUUCCUCUGCAAGACCGACGAAGUGGGCGAGAUCUGCGUGCUGUCUGGGGCCACUGGGUCCGGAUAUUGGGGCCUGCCGGGCCUAACCAACACCGUGUUCAGGGUCAGGCCGUUGGACUCGGACGGGGAGCCUAUAGGCGAAGAGUAUUACGUGAGAAGUGGCCUGUUGGGAUUCCUGGGACCUGGUGGUCUCGUGUUCGUGUGCGGAUCUCGCGAUGGACUCAUGACGGUGACUGGCCGCAAACAUAACAUGGACGACAUAAUCGCCACAGUACUGGCGGUGGAGCCGAUGAAGUUCAUAUACCGGGGAAGGAUCGCGGUGUUCUCUGUGCGAGUGCUUCGAGACGAGCGCAUUUGUAUCGUAGCAGAACAGCGACCCGACUGCGGGGAAGAAGAGUCUUUCCAAUGGAUGUCGCGAGUCCUACAAGCGGUGGACUCUAUCCACCAAGUAGGCAUCUACUGUCUGGCGUUAGUCCAACCCAACUACUUACCCAAAACGCCUUUAGGAGGGAUUCACCUUAGCGAGUGCAAGAGGCGAUUCUUAGAAGGCACUCUACAUCCAGCCAACGUGCUUAUGUGCCCACACACUUGUGUUACGAAUCUACCGAAACCGAGGGAAAUCCAUUCUGAUGUUGGCCCAGCCUCAGUAAUAGUUGGCAACUUAGUGCAAGGUAAUCGAUUAGCGUCUGCACAAGGACGUGACAUGGGAUAUACCGACGAUUCUGACGCUGCGAGAAAGUAUCAAUUUAUAUCUCAAAUCCUAAGAUGGCGAGCACAAAGCACAUCAGACCAUGUUAUAUUCACUUUGCUCAACUCAAAGGGGGCCGUUGCCAAAGUGCUGACAUGCGCAGAGUUGCAUAAAAAAGCUGAAAGAAUCGGAAACUUACUAUUGGAGAAGGGUCGUGUCAAUACAGGGGACCACGUGGCACUAAUAUUCCCACCUGGGCUAGAUCUCAUUUGCGCUUUCUAUGGUUGCCUGUACGUCGGCGCUGUUCCCGUUACCAUUCGGCCUCCACAUCCACAAAACCUUCACACUACGUUACCAACAGUACGAAUGAUCGUCGAUGUCAGCAAAGCCACACUAGUCCUCUCAAACCAAUCUGUGAUAAAACUUCUCCGUUCUAAGGAAGCUAGCAACGUACUAGACAGUAAAGCGUGGCCCAUAACCCUGGACACUGACGACAUGCCGAAAAAGAAACUACCAAUCCUCUACAGAGCACCCACAGCAGAGAUGCUUGCAUAUUUAGAUUUCAGCGUAUCUACCACCGGAAUGUUAGCAGGCAUUAAAAUGUCGCACGCUGCCGUCACAUCACUGUGUCGCUCUAUGAAAAUAGCUUGUGAAUUGUAUCCAUCCAGGCACAUAGCCCUAUGUCUUGACCCCUAUUGUGGCCUAGGAUUUGCUCUCUGGUGUUUAAGUAGCAUUUACUCAGGACACCAUUCUAUCCUUAUACCACCUUCCGAGGUCGAAAUCAACCCCGCUCUUUGGUUAAGUGCUGUCUCUCAAUACAAAGUACGCGAUACGUUUUGUUCCUACGGAGUGAUGGAGUUAUGCACUAAAGGAUUAGGAAGCUCUGUAAACCAAUUGAAAUCUAAGGGGAUCAACUUGGCUUGCGUAAGAACUUGUGUAGUGGUCGCUGAAGAGCGACCGCGUAUCAAUUUGACGAAUUCGUUCUCCAAACUAUUUUCGGCGCUUGGCCUAAGUCCUCGUGCUGUGUCUACCUCGUUCGGUUGUCGUGUGAAUAUAGCCAUAUGCUUACAAGGCGCUUCUAGUCCCGAGCCAUCUACGGUCUACGUAGACCUGAGAGCUCUGCGGAACGACCGAGUUUCACUGGUGGAACGUGGGAGUCCGCAUUCCUUAUGCCUGAUGGAAUCUGGAAAACUCUUACCCGGAGUAAAAGUUAUCACAGCUAAUCCAGAAACGAAAGGCCAAUGCGGAGAUUCGCAUUUAGGCGAGAUUUGGGUGCAAUCACCGCACAACGCGAGCGGGUAUUUUACUAUUUACGGUGAUGAGAGCGACUACGCUGAUCAUUUUAGCGCUCAACUGGUGACGGGCAAUACUGGAGAAGUGUAUGCUCGGACGGGGUACUUAGGAUUUUUGAGGAGAACAGAGAUCACUGCGGUGAAUACGAGUGGGGACGAGACUUCUCUGAUGGCUCGGGAUAGUGACACGGAGUCGCUGGCCUCAGCUUGCGGCAGCAUGGGUGCGGUGUCAGAUACUCACGAUACGCACGACGCGGUGUUCGUAGUGGGAGCUCUAGACGAAACUAUUAUGCUAAGAGGCAUGAGAUAUCACCCCAUCGACAUAGAGAACUCCGUCAUGAGGUGCCACAAAAAGAUAGCUGAAUGCGCUGUAUUCACAUGGACGAACCUCCUGGUGGUCGUAGUGGAACUUGACGGGAACGACAGCGAAGCCCUAAACCUUGUCCCUCUGGUCACCAACACAGUCCUAGAGGAGCACCACCUGAUCGUCGGAGUAGUCGUUGUAGUGGACCCAGGUGUGGUGCCAAUCAACUCGCGCGGUGAAAAACAACGCAUGCACCUCCGCGACGGAUUCCUAUCUGACCAAAUCGACGCCAUCUACAUCGCAUAUAACAUGUAAAUCGACAUGUUAACCCGAACAACUAGCGAGUCCUCCUUACAAUACAAUUUAUUAGUUACAUUUACAUUAGUCGAAAACGAAUGAAACAUAACAUGUGAGUCGUUGCAUUUAACAUGUCAAAGUGCAACUAGUUUUUAACAUGUAAAUUAUUGUACUAAGCGUAGUCGUGAUAUAUUAUUCUUUAAUUUCUUUAUCGCCUUUCAAGAAUAGAAAGCCAUUGUAUUUGAUCCUUUUUUUUAAACUAAAUGAGGUUGAAUUUGAAGACAAAAUUUCACACUGAAAUAUUGUUUAAUUUGACGAGCUUUUUAAAAAUAAUAUUUAAGAUUGUGCGUAAUCGCGAUAAAAUAUCUGUUUACAAUAAUAUUGAAUUGUGUUCGGUUUUUCUCCCCCGUAAAGAGACUUCGUUAUGUUGUCGAUAUUGAGUAGUGUAUAUUCUUAUUGUCUCUUUAAAAAUCAAUUAUUUUUUUGUAACUGCACUUUGACAUUUAGUAAAGUACCGAAAGUUAGUAUAAAUUGACACUGCCAGAUUUAGGGGAGGGCAACAGGGGCGAAAGCCCCGGGGCCUCCACAAACGGGGGGCCCCCACAAUAGAGAUUUGGAAAAUCGGAAUGUUCAAAUUCCAACUAGUAAACAUCUUUUCCUUUGAUAUUUUUUUUACUCUUUUACCUUUACCUACAGCCUACAGUACUUUGUACAUCUAACAUACAUGAUUAUUUGAUUAUAUUAAACUUAAAUAUCAGAAAUCAUAGAUCUAUAUUUGUUCACUCCAAUCAGGCAAUCAGUGAAAUAUCAAAAUCUCAAAUGGCCCUGAUAAGCACUUCCAAUUCACUACCCAUCUUGAGGCCUCCCUCAAGGGCCCCAGGGGCCUCCACAACAACAUUUCGAUGGGUUAACAAGAAUUCAAAUCCUAAGUGGCCCGGGGCCUCCACAAUCCUAAAUCCGGCCCUGUAAAUUGAACACCAAACCUAUCGAAUACUAACCGAAAUAUUGAUUAUAAUUAAGACUGUAAAACACUAAAAUGUAAUUUGUGUAGCGUAAUAAACUUUGCUUGUUUUUAAUAGAAAAAAAAACUGUUUACUUAUCCCAUUUCGACAAUCAAACGAAGACUGAUUUAAGUCUGAUUGAUGAUAUAAUUGACUUUAAUGACUUUUUUUUAAACUUACCUGUCGCUGCGAUAAAUAGCAGAACACGAGGUGUUGUGAAAAAAAUGGGCUGUAAUGAAUUUGAAAUGGUAUUCCCUUUUUUUUAUCUCAUUUAAUGUCCCGACAGUUGGCUCAAAACUAAUUCUAGUAUCGAUGAUAGUAAAAUUUCUUUUUUUCAUAUAUUAAAAUCUCCUUUGCUCGGUAGUGACGUUGAUUUUGCGCCAUUCACAAAACUCGGUGGCUGCGCACGCCUCUUUGGAAUUGCGUUUUGUUAGGUACUACUAAUAUUGGACAUCUUGUAAAGUUUUUAUAAUACACAAUUAUAUUGUUGUGAUUAUUAAGAUCAUUGUAAUUUUUAAUGUUAGCGCGUAUGUAAAUGUAUUACAGUACGGUAAUAAUACAUAGUGUUAAAAUAAUUAUCUCUUUAAUGAAUAACGUAUUGCAUUUAAUGUGUUGAUGUUUUUGACUUUUUUUAAAGUGUUGAAAUUUAAUCUCAGCAUUACGUUGAAAUAUCAUUCAUUUUUAUUUAUUACUAAAGUACAGACAGCAGCAGGUAACAUUUAGAUAUUUUUUUCUCAGAAUAGUAACAAUAAAUUGUUAAUAUAUCUUAUUGUCUGUACCUACCAAUCAAAUGAUAUCUUCUCGUAUCUGUCUUUAAAUUAUACUUUUGAUUAGAAAGAAAGAAAUGUUUUGUUUAUUUUAUGUUUUAAUAACUAUAAUUGGACAUUACAAGUUAGUUUAUGCUAGUCCGAAAUAUGACAGUUGCGUGGUUCUACUUCUCUAUAUAAAGCAAUAUAAAAUAAAUAUAAAGCAAUAAUAAUGACAGUCUGUAGAUUUUUUUCUCUAUUGAUCCAUAAAAAUUAUCGAACUGAACUGACAUUUUCAUAUUUAGUAAUGUUGCCCUAUGUUUACAAAUUUAAACUACCGGACAAAGAUGCUUUGGGCAUGAAAAAUGUAAAAUGUAAUGAAGUUUUUAUUUGUUUAUCAAUGUGGACAAGUGUAAUGUCGGACAGGACAGUAGUCUAAUACUUGAAAAAAAUACUAAGUGUAAACAAAAUAGACGAGUUCUAUGUUUGAAAAAAAAAAAGAGUGUAAGGCCAUUUGACAGCAUGUUAUUGCAUGGGAAAAAAAACCUUGCAUUUAAAAUUGCAAAUCAAAUUAAACUGUAGGGUAGCAAACCAUCAAUUUGGCCGACCGUAACCAAGAACUGGUUUGCAGUUCAUUUUAGUAUUUGGCAACUAGAUUUAGCCUGCAAUAACGUAUAGUAAUGUGUUAGUAAUAUACAAGAAAUAUACAUACCUACUUUUGAUGUUUUAUUACAAAGUUGUUUUUGUGUUAUGGUAUAAUAUUUUUGUUUUCCUUUUUUUUUUGGAAAACGUUUUUUGAUAUAACUGCAAUAGAGUCUAAUAUGUCGCGAUAGUCAUUCAAGUGAUUUAUAUAUCUAAAUUUUAAAUAUAUUAGCUAAUUUAUAUAUAUAUAUUAAAUAUACGCGUAACCGAUACGAUUUAUUAAUUACAAAGUCCGUCAGUUUUCCAUUCCAAAAGUUCUGAACGUUUAUUUUAAUUUUCGAAAUUGAAUUUAUUAUUAUUAUUAUUUUUUGUUUACAAAAUCACUAGAUUCCUUUAUUUAUAACCUUCUUUUUGUAAUUAUUUAUUGCUAAAUUGUACAUAUGUUUUUUGUUAUUUAAUUGUACGUCAUAAUUUCUGUAAUUUAAGAUUAUCAUUGUUGUUUUGACGAUUCUGUAUCGACGAUAAUAUUAAGGUAAAAUGUAUCGUUUAGCUGAUUUCGUAAUAAUGAAUCGGUCGUUUUAUUUAAAAAGGAUCAGUAGCGGCUCAGAUUACAACUAUUUGCUUUAGCCCAGUAUAUACUCGGUACAAGUAACAGUGAAAAAUAUUAAAUAAAUACUAAUUCUGGUUUGCUUCUGAUCUUUUUUAGAUACUAAUGAGGUUAUUUAUCUUUUAGUUGGUGUCCUUAUUAUAAUAAUUUUAUGUUUAAUUCAAAAUGUAGUCAUCUUACUCUAUAAGUAUGUAAUUAGUGAAAUGAACUCAGUUUUAUGAACAAAAUAUUGUAUUGUUUGUAAUCGUUUAUAUUGUAAUUUUAAUAUGUAUCGAAGCGUACAUACGACUGGCGCUCCGCAUUCACUUAAUAAUAUGUGGGCUCAAUGUAACUCCAGUGUUGCCCGUUUAGGUAAAAGGAUAGCAUUUCAUUUGUAAUAUGGCAACUCUACGAUUGUACGUACCGACAACAACAGAUCGGGCACAAAGUUUGCAUCGCUCAAUACACUGUAAUUUUUUUGUAUAUGGCAACACAGGUGCCUGGAUCUGUACACUUAAAGAUCAUAACAGUAUAAUGAAAAGUAGUAAAGUUUGUCUGUUUGUCGAUUACCCUUUUUGCAGCUCGACGAAAUGGUGUUCAUUAUAAUUUUAAUGUAAUGAAAGGGGAGUGUUAGUGUUGUUGCGGAAAAAUAAUUAGAAGAGCGCACAAAAAUUUGCAUUUUGUCAUAUAUUGUACGUCCGAAAAAGUCAAAUUGACAUGUGUCCCCGUCGAACUCUGAAAGAUUACAGACGCCAAAGAUUUGCCUUUAUAUAAAGGACUUUGUAACCGCUUCAACAAACUUGUGAUUUGGUUUCUGGAACAAAUAAAUGAUAAACGAUAAUUUUGAUAU
This is a messenger RNA of Chilo suppressalis (striped riceborer), 8336 nucleotides long. The record is from the annotation of a GenBank genome assembly. Lineage: Eukaryota; Metazoa; Arthropoda; Insecta; Lepidoptera; Crambidae.